GCAUCUAGCGAUCCUGAUUUCCUAAACCGAUUUUCAACUUCCUUUUGAGGCAAGUCUGUCCCUGCAGUAACCACAGUUCUUAGCAGGGGAGAACUGGAUGGUGCUGAACUUCUCUGCGUCUCAGAAAGAUCCAAACCAUGAGACUAUCAGCAAGAAUUAUUUGGCUUGUAUUAUGGACUGUUUGUGUAGCAGAAGAUUGUAAAGGUCCUCCUCCAAAACAAUAUACAGAAAUUCUGACAGGUUCUUGGCCUGACAAACCAUAUGAAGAAGGUAUUCAGGCUACCUACAAAUGCCGCCCUGGAUUCCGAACACUUGGGACUAUUGUUAGAGUAUGCAAGAAUGGAGAAUGGGUGGCUUCUAACCCAUCCAGGAUAUGUCGGAAAAAGCCAUGUGGGCAUCCUGGAGAUACACCCUUUGGGUCCUUUAGGCUGGCAGUUGGAACUGGGUUUGAGUUUGGUGCAAAGGUUGUUUAUACCUGUAAUGAUGGGUAUCAGCUCUUAGGUGAGAUUGAUUAUCGUGAAUGUGAGGCAGAUGGGUGGACCAAUGAUGUUCCAUUAUGUGAAGUUGUUAAGUGUUUGCCGGUGACAGAACCCGAGAAUGGAAGAAUUGUAAGCGGUGCAGUGGAACCGGACCAGGAAUAUUAUUUUGGACAGUUGGUGCGCUUUGAAUGCAACACAGGCUUCAAGGUUGAAGGACAGAAGGAAAUACACUGCUCCGAAAAUGGCCUCUGGAGCAGUGAGAAGCCAAGAUGUGUGGAAAUUUCCUGCACACCACCAGAAAUUAAAAAUGGAAAUGGUAUAUUUAAUAAACCAGUUUACAAGGUGAAUGAAAGGUAUCAAUAUAAAUGUAACCGAGGUUUUCAUUUCAAAGAAAGAGGGGAUACUGUCUGCACAGCUUCCGGAUGGAAUCCUCAGCCUUCCUGUGAAGAAAUGACAUGCAAACCUCCUUAUAUUCCAAAUGGUUUCUACUCACCUCAGAGGAUCACACACAGAGCUGAUGAUGAAAUCACAUACGGAUGUAAAGAAGGCUUCUAUCCUGCAACCCAGGAAACAGUCGUAAAGUGUACAAGUACUGGCUGGAUUCCUGCUCCAAGAUGUGGCUUGAAACCUUGUGCUUUUCCACAAAUCAAAAAUGGAUAUCUAGAAAAUGAAGAGAGACACAGACCCUACUUCCCAGUAUCUAUAGGCAAGUGGUUCUACUAUCGCUGCAAUGAUGGAUUUUUGGCUCCUUCGAGGAAUGACUGGGACCGCAUUUACUGCACUGGACAAGGCUGGGAGCCUGCAGUUCCAUGCCUCAGACAAUGUGUUAUCUAUAAAGUGGAGAAUGGGGAAUCUUCAUACUGGCAAAGAUCAUUCAUACAGGACCAGUCUGUAAAAGUCAAGUGUUACCCUGGCUACAGUCUUCCAAAUGGUCAAGACACAGUUACAUGUACAGAGAACGGCUGGUCACCUCAACUCAAAUGCAUCCGUGUCAAGACAUGUUCAAAGGACAGUAUAGAGAUUGAGAAUGGGUUUCUUUCUGAAUUUGAUCGUACAUAUGCUCUAAACAGAAAAACACUUUAUAGGUGCAAACAAGGAUAUGUAACAGCAAAUGGAGAAACAUCAGGAACAAUUACCUGCCUCCAAAAUGGAUGGUCAGCUCAACCCUCAUGUAUCAAGUCUUGUGAUAGGCCUAUAUUUGAGAAUGCUGAAACUAAAAAUAAUAGCACGUGGUUUAAACUCAAUGAUAAAUUAAACUAUGAAUGCCAUAUGGGAUAUGAAAACAAAUAUAAACAUACUAAGGGCUCCAUAACAUGUACAUAUGAUGGAUGGUCUGACAUACCUUCAUGCUAUGAAAGAGAAUGCAGCAUCCCCUUACUAUCACCACACUUAUUCGUCAAUCCCAGGAAUGACAAAUAUAAAGUUGGAGAUUUGUUAAAAUUGUCUUGCCAACAAGGACACAGAGUUGGACCAGAUUCAGUGCAAUGCUACCACUUUGGAUGGUCUCCUAGUUUCCCAAUAUGUAAAGUAGAUAAAGUAGGAUCAUGUGAUCAACCUCCUGAACUCCUCAAUGGGGAAGCUAAGGAAACAAAGAAAGAAGAAUACAGCCAUGAUGAAGUGGUGAAAUAUGAUUGCAAGCCUGGAUUUCUCCUGAAGGGACCCAAUAAGAUCCAGUGUGUUGAUGGGAACUGGACAACAUUGCCGAUGUGUCUCACUUCUUGUAAUUGUUUUUAUUUUUCCUGGAAUUAUUUUCACAUAGCAACAGAUCAACUGGAGAAGUGUAAAGCACCACAGGUAACUGGCGUGGACAGAAUUCAAUCCAAUAAGAAAGAAUUUCAUCAUAAUGUUAGCUUGGGUUACAAAUGUAGAGGAAAGAAGGAGUAUAAACACUCAACCUGCAUCAAUGGAAGGUGGGAUCCUGAGCCAAACUGUAGAGAGAAAGAAUCCUGCCCUCCUCCACCACAGAUUCCAAAUGCCCAAGUGAUGAAAACCACAGUGAAAUACAAGGAUGGAGAAAAAGUAUCUGUUCUUUGUCAAGACAAUUACAUAAUACAGGACACAGAAGAAAUGGUGUGCAGAGAUGGAAGGUGGCAGUCAUUACCACGAUGCAUUGUGAAAAUUCCAUGUUCCCAGCCCCCUGAGAUAGACCACGGAUCUAUUAAAUUACCCAGAGUGUCAGAAGAAAGGAGAGACAGAGUGGAGUCCAGAAUUCAUGAGCACGGCACUACACUCAGCUAUGUUUGUGAGGAUGGAUUUAGAAUGGCUGAGGAACACGGGGUAACCUGCAACAUGGGAAAGUGGAGUACUCCACCACGUUGUGUCGGACUUCCUUGUGGACCUCCACCUUCAAUCGAGCAUGGUAUUGUGACUCAUGAACUAGACAGUUACCAACAUGGAGAAGAGGUGACAUACAGUUGUGCUGAAGGCUUUGGAAUUGAUGGACCAGCAUUGAUUAAAUGCUUAGGAGGAAAGUGGUCCCAGCCACCCACUUGCAUGGUAACAGAUUGUGACAAUUUGCCCAGGUUUGAAAAUGCCAUACCCCAAGAAGAGGAAAAAUAUUCAUAUAGGUCAGGUGAACAAGUGACAUUCACAUGUGCACCUUCUUAUCAUAUGAAUGGGUCCAACAUUGUGACAUGUGUUAAUCGCGAAUGGAUUGGAGAAGUGGUAUGCAAAGACAAUUCUUGUGUGGAUCCACCACUUGUGAAAAAUGCUACCAUAGUAACAAGGCCCAUGGCUAAAUAUCCACCCAAUGCAAAAGUACGGUAUGAAUGUAAUAAAUCUUUUGAACUAUUUGGGGAAGUAGAAGUGAUGUGUCAAAAUGGGGUUUGGACAGAGCCACCAAAAUGCAAAGAUUCAACAGGGAAAUGUGGGCCUCCUCCACCUAUUGACAAUGGAGACAUCACCUCCUUCCCAUUGCCAGUAUACGCACCAUUAUCAUCAGUUGAAUACCAGUGCCAGUCCUUGUACCAACUGCAGGGCAACAAGAAAAUAACAUGUAGAAAUGGAGAGUGGUCAGAGCCACCAAAAUGUUUACAUGCAUGUGUAAUACGAGAAGAAAUCAUGGAAAGACAUAACAUAACUUUAAGAUGGAAAGAAAGGCAAAAGCUAUAUUCUCCAUCAGGGGAUGAGGUUGAAUUCCAGUGUAAAUAUGGAUAUAAAAAGAUAAAAACAUCACCUUCACUCCGUACAAAGUGCGUUGAUGGUCACAUCAGUUAUCCCAGUUGCUCAAAAUCACAUUAUUGGUUUAGCGGAUAAAUGAGUCUUUGUUUAGAAAUGUGCAUGAAUAUUAAUAAUGUAGUUUCAAAAAUUUAUAUUUGAAGCAUUGUUUAACUCACUUCUUCUUAUGAGUAUAAACUUGUAUUGAUAUAUGGUGAAAAAAUUGGAGCCUGAGAGAAAACUGCCUCAAAUGCAAAGUAGUUCACUCAAAACUCCUAAUGCAGAAUGGGCUGUGUUAGCACAAUAAUCAAUGCUAAUAAAAUAUAUGCAAUCACUUCAGUGUCUGUUUCUAUCCACCACUUUUCAAAUCUCUCCAAUCUUCCUUAAUACAUUUUGAUCUAAGACUCUGAUUAUUGAUGGACAAAAGUCAUAUUGUUUCAUCUUCAAAUUAGCAUUUAUCUCACAAAUAUGUAAUAAUCAAACUGUCAUACUUAAUAUUACCAAUGAAUAUAAAUAAUUGCUAAAUACUACUUUGUUUUAAUAAACAAAUCUAAGAAUCAUUUUGUGUGUGAAUUUCUGAAUAUGUUAAUUUGGCACAGUGACAUAUUCAGGCAGUUAAAAAAGGAAUUAAAAUUUAACUGGAUAUAGGGUUCUAUCACUGACAUAAACAUAUAAAUACUCUGUAUAACUGAUAAACAGGUAAUGAACAUGUACAUACUUUGUGGCUAAAUUAAUAAUGUAAAAUUAAUAAUAAAUAUAAUAAAAUUUAUUUUUAAAACCCA
Molecule: messenger RNA, 4417 nt
Organism: Peromyscus maniculatus bairdii (prairie deer mouse)
Lineage: Eukaryota; Metazoa; Chordata; Mammalia; Rodentia; Cricetidae
Source: RefSeq, a predicted model, not a curated record